Procambarus clarkii (red swamp crayfish) is the source of this 1488-nucleotide messenger RNA. The record is from RefSeq and is a predicted model, not a curated record. NCBI's taxonomy places the organism in Eukaryota, Metazoa, Arthropoda, Malacostraca, Decapoda, Cambaridae.
AUGGCGGCCACGUCCUUAGAACAUUCUUCCAGACCCCAGAGCAGUCUUCCAGACCCCAGAGCAGUCCUCCAGACCCCAGAGCAGUCUUCCAGACCCCAGAGCAGUCCUCCAGACCCCAGAGCAGUCUUCCAGACCCCAGAGCAGUCUUCCAGACCCCAGAGCAGUCUUCCAGGCACCAGAGCAGUCUUUCAGACCCCAGAGCAGUCUUCCAGACCCCAAAGAAGUCUUCCAGACGCCAGAGCAGUCUUCCAGACCCCACAGCAGUCUUCUAGACCCCACAGCAGUCUUCUAGACCCCAGAGCAGUCUUCCAGACCCAGAGAACAGUCUUCCAGACCCCAGAGCAGUCUUCCAGAACCCAGAGCAGUCUUCUAGACCCCAGAGCAGUCUUCCAGACCCCAGAGCAGUCUUCCAGACCCCAGAGCAGUCUUCCAGACCCCAGAGCAGUCUUCCAGCCCCCAGAGCAGUCUUCCAGACCCCAGAGCAGUCUUCCAGACCCCAGAGCAGUCUUCCAGACCCCCAGAGCAGUCUUCCAGACCCCAGAGCAGUCUUCCAGCCCCCAGAGCAGUCUUCCAGACUCCCCAGAGCAGUCUUCCAGCCCCCAGAGCAGUCUUUCAGACCCCAGAGCAGUCUUCCAGACCCAGAGAAGUCUUCCAGCCCCCAGAGCAGUCUUCCAGACCCCAGAGCAGUCUUCCAGACCCCAGAGCAGUCUUCCAGACCCCCAGAGCAGUCUUCCAGACCCUAGAGCAGUCUUCCAGACCCCAGAGCAGUCUUCCAGACUCCCCAGAGCAGUCUUCCAGACCCCAGAGCAGUCUUCCAGACCCCAGAGCAGUCUUCCAGACCCUAGAGCAGUCUUCCAGACCCCAGAGCAGUCUUCCAGACUCCCCAGAGCAGUCUUCCAGACCCCAGAGCAGUCUUCCAGACCCCAGAGCAGUCUUCCAGACCCCAGAGCAGUCUUCCAGACCCCUGAGCAGUCUUCCAGACUCCAGAGCAGUCUUCCAGCCCCCAGAGCAGUCUUCCAGACCCCAGAGCAGUCUUCCAGACCCAGAGCAGUCUUCCAGCCCCCAGAGCAGUCUUCCAGACCCCAGAGCAGUCUUCCAGACCCCAGAGCAGUCUUCCAGACCCCCAGAGCAGUCUUCCAGACCCUAGAGCAGUCUUCCAGACCCCAGAGCAGUCUUCCAGACCCCCAGAGCAGUCUUCCAGACCCCAGAGCAGUCUUCCAGACCCCAGAGCAGUCUUCCAGACCCCAGAGCAGUCUUCCAGACUCCAGAGCAGUCUUCCAGCCCCCAGAGCAGUCUUCCAGACCCCAGAGCAGUCUUCCAGCCCCCAGAGCAGUCUUCCAGACCCCAGAGCAGUCUUCCAGACCCCAGAGCAGUCUUCCAGACCCAGAGCAGUCUUCCAGCCCCCAGAACAGUCUUCCAGACCCCAGAGCAGUCUUCCAGACCCCAGAGCAGUCUUCCAGACCCCCAGAGCAGUCUUCCAGACCCUAG